AUGGCUUCAGUCAGCAUGGCAGCUUCUUUCCUCGGUGGCGCUGCCACUCUAUCUCCGGCAGCAGCCUCUCCACGGAGGCUGGUCAUAACCAACAGUGUUAAACCCAACACUGUGAAGGUCAGCGGCGAGACCAAGCAAGAGGGCAGCAGCAAUGGAAGGAGAGACAUUAUUUUCGCGGCUGCAGCUGCCGCCAUUUCUUCUGUUGCCGGAGUUGCGAUGGCUGAGCCAAAACGUGGGACUCCGGAAGCUAGGAAAGCUUACAAUCCUGUUUGUGUUGCCAACCCAACUGCUAGGAUCUGUAAUAACUGAAAAAAACCUUGCCUUUCUGUUACUCUUCUGCAUUUAUAUUUCAUCAUGAUCAUGAUUAUCAUGUAAUUUAUUUACUUUUCUGAUGUUUGAUUGAGAACUCUGUUUAUUCUAUAGAGUCCUAUCUUAUUAUUAGUAUAUAUUAAAAUAUUAAUUAAUUGUCUA
This is a messenger RNA of Amaranthus tricolor (Joseph's coat), 471 nucleotides long. RefSeq names its product photosystem II 5 kDa protein, chloroplastic-like. Bases 1 to 309 code for a protein of 102 amino acids. The transcript has a single exon. The record is from RefSeq and is a predicted model, not a curated record. Lineage: Eukaryota; Viridiplantae; Streptophyta; Magnoliopsida; Caryophyllales; Amaranthaceae.